CCUUACAGAUGGAGCAAAACAAUAUGAAAAUGCUGGGAAGUGCAAGCUCAUCAUUGGUAGACUAUGAUGACAGUGAAGAGGAGGAUAAUCCCAGUGAAACCAUUGUGGAGGAGUUUGCUGGAGCCAAUGGUCUGGAAAGCAAACAAGAACUCACCAGAUCAGCUGAUGCCUGUGAAUGUCCUAUGCUCCAAAAUGUUAAGGAUGAAGGAAAAUUAGAGUUCCCUGCUAAUCCAGAGCCAGCUGUGCACUGUGAUGCUGGAAAAAGUGAAACAAGUUGUGAUGGGAUUGAAGUAAGGACUGAAGGACUAGAAAAUGCACUGCCAGGAGAAGAAUGUAUCGAUGAAGGUGGUGACAGGCCCAGCUUCUAUAUACACCGAGGGCAUCAGUCACAGGACUCCAGUUCUGAAGAUUCUGAUGAAGAACCAAAAUCCCCAAUUCCUUUGUCUUCAUCCUCUAUUGAUUCUUCAGAUUCUGAUGAUACAGAGAAGAGCAAGCAGAUAAAGCAGCCUAAGGAGAGCACAACUGGGAAGAACCGGAAGAAGAAGUGCCACACGAAGGGAGAACUUGAAUUGGAGGAUUUGCCUCCCAUUGAAGAGCUUCAUAUAACUGUCCCAAUUGAUCACUGCCAGAUCAUUGGUCAUGUCUCCUCCAUUGUGAAUCCUCUUGUUGUGGUGGAGGCAAUCCCUGGCACUCCUGCUUUGGAUCUAGAGUCAGUUCUCUUUCUUCAAGAUGGAAAGCCUCUUGGAGUAGUCUUUGAUGUUUUUGGCCAGGUGACAAAACCUUACUACUCCAUACGUUUCAACAACAUGGAAGAAAUUACGUUGAGGGGAAUCCAUGAAGGGCAAGAUGUCUACUGUGCUCCUUCCACACCCUAUGCCAUAUUUGUCUUCUUGGAGCAGCUUCGCAGGAUCAAGGGCAGUGAUGCAUCAUGGGAGGAUAACAAUGAGCCUCCUUCAUCUGAAGAAGAGUUUUCCGAUGAUGAGUCGGAGUUCUCAUCAAGAAGAGAGAAGUCUCGCACAGGUCAGAAAGAGAUUAAUGGGACAUCCUCAACAGAGCAAGGAGGCAGACGCUUUCUGAGAUGCAGGGGCCGUGGAAGGGGAAGGGGUAGGAGAGGCAAGAAACCCUUUCCAGGUCAUAACAUUCCAACCCAUCCCCUCCCUGGGGUGGUGAAUCCUUUCAUUUGUCCUCACCCCCAACAAGCACCAUCCUUGGUGGGUCCACCACGUUGGUGCAGGGCUCCUCCUCACCAAGCUAUGUCUCAAAGGAAUGUCAUUCAUCCCCAUUCCCAAGAACUGCCACCCCCUAUGGGCCGACCCCAGUGGUGCAGGGCUCCUCUUUACCCUCACCAAACAAGACCUAGGCCAAGUGCUCAGAGAUUCCCUGGAGCCCCCUUUCCUCCACCCUUCCCACCACCAUGGAUCCAGCAUACAAUGCCACCUCCACCAGUGAUUGAAAGUCAUUCUAACUGGCAGCCAAAUUACAAUUUAUUCAUGCCACCACCACCACCACCUCCACAUCAGUGAAUUAUUUGAGGAUCUCAACAGAUGAUAACUAGUGAUAUCAUGCUUUCUCUUUCAUUUUGGUGUGCUGAAAGAAAGUG
Molecule: messenger RNA, 1600 nt
Organism: Darwinula stevensoni
Lineage: Eukaryota; Metazoa; Arthropoda; Ostracoda; Podocopida; Darwinulidae
Source: the annotation of a GenBank genome assembly